AUGAAAGAUGAAAUUAUGUGGGCUGGCGCGCGGCGGCAGUGCGCGCAGGAGGGCGCGGCGCUGGCCGUGCUGACGUCACGGCGCGAGGCCGAGCUGCUGUCGAGGGACUUCGCCUUCAACGCCAGCGGCGCGCAGCACGGCCAUCUGGCGUGGCUGGCCGCCUCCGACGCCGCGCAGGAGGGCGCCUGGCUCACCAUCGCAGGUCUUCCGUUGGAGGAGACAGGAUACGUGAAGUGGCAUCCUAGCGAGCCCAACGGUGGAAACAAAGAGAACUGCUUGGCGCUCACUAAGGCUGACGGCUUCUUCAUCGAUGCAAAUUGUGCCUGGAAGCUUUCGUACAUAUGCAAAAUGCCAAUGUGAAAUCCUUUAUUUAUUAAUUUGCUCCUUCUAGUAUUCAUAGCUCCAAGUUCAUUUCUUCUAAAAUAUCUUUGGUUAAGACUGUUUUUUGUACUUUCAUUGUUCAUUUCAAGGAAACCCGAAUACAUAAUUUUGUGAUAUCAUUUUAAUAGAAAAAGCUCAUAAAAAUCAUAUAAUUAAAAACUUAUUUUUCCUCCCUGAGGUUUAAUAACAUUUUCAAGGUAGAUGUUUCGAAGGAAACUUCAUCAAUGGAAUUAGCCACAGAUAAAGUUUAAGGAACAGUAAUGGGGCUUCUGUAUUCUGUUAUCAAAUAAAUUUGUUUUCACAAACCUGCAUUUUAUUUUUUAGUUAAUUCAAAGCAAUAUGAUUGUUUCGUAAUAUUUAAAAUCUAGAAUUUACAUUUCCUAAUAUAUUUUCUAAAUUAAUCAACAUUCACUCCAUGCGUGAAUUGACCGUGAAUAAUACAAAUUUAAUUUUACGGUUGCAAUGAAAUCAUAAUUUACUUAGACUUCGCUACGUG
Molecule: messenger RNA, 877 nt
Organism: Gryllus bimaculatus (two-spotted cricket)
Lineage: Eukaryota; Metazoa; Arthropoda; Insecta; Orthoptera; Gryllidae
Source: the annotation of a GenBank genome assembly